Trifolium pratense (red clover) is the source of this 959-nucleotide messenger RNA. RefSeq names its product 54S ribosomal protein L37, mitochondrial-like. The record is from RefSeq and is a predicted model, not a curated record. Gene Ontology annotation, cellular component: mitochondrial large ribosomal subunit. Bases 147 to 542 code for a protein of 131 amino acids. The transcript has 2 exons. Gene Ontology annotation, molecular function: structural constituent of ribosome. Lineage: Eukaryota; Viridiplantae; Streptophyta; Magnoliopsida; Fabales; Fabaceae.
GUCCUCACUUCAAUCCCUACGAGCUCAUUAUUAUAAAAAAAAAACCCUAAAACAAACAAAACUCGUCACCUCCGUCCAGAAGAGAAUCAAAUCAACAACGCUGCUGGGAACGGUAAUUCACAAACUCCGUCCAGAAGAAAAAAGUCAUGGCAAUGAACCAUGUGAGGUCUGUUAGAAGCAUUCUAUGCACCAAAGAUGCAGUUACGGUUGCAUGCCAGCGAACUUUUGCUACUGGGAAAGCAAAGAAAGGAGGUAAAGGCGGUGCAGCUGCUGAUGGACCUAAAGCAUCCUCUCUCAGCAAAGAAGUUAAGGCAAGUACCGUUGUAGGUGGCAACAUUCUCAAGGAAGGUACCGAUCCAAAAAUCUUGCCUGACUCUGAAUACCCUGACUGGUUGUGGCAUCUCCUUGAUAAACGUCCUGCACUAAGUGAGUUACGUAGGAAGGAUAUUGGUACACUCCCUUAUGAAGAUCUAAAACGAUAUGUUAAGCUGGAUAAUCGUGCAAGGAUCAAGGAGAAUAACUCUCUCAAGGCUAAGAACUAAUUCAAUUUCAAAUAGAGAACUUGAGUUCGGUAGUUUAAAGAUCAAACAGUGUCUGAGGUAUUUCUUUUUCAAGUUUUUGUGCUUCUCUGUUUUGUGAGAUUCCUUUGAUUAAUAGAUUUCAAGCAAAUAUUUGCUUGAUUUAGCAAUUGUGUUUUUUACCGCUACUACUGUUCAGUUUGUUUUAUGCUGGAAUGUUUAGUAGAUUAAAGCCGAUUAUCUUUGUUGGUUAAAUAGAAUAUUGUCACUAUUUUCAUUUUUGUGAUUUGAUUAGACAUGUAUUACUGUUAGUUAAAGAUGAUUCUUAUAUAAACUAAGGAGUUUCCUUCCCCUCUAGUUUUGUUGACAACCAAAUGGCAGUUGUAAAAGUCCAUUUGCUUCCAUUCAAGGAUCAAUUAUGGACCUGAAUAUUUGGAUAAA